AUGCUUUGUUCUUUAAUAUGGAGCCAAAAAAAAAAAAAAUCAAAUGUGAGCUUCCUCUCUGAGGUGCUUUUGGAGGCUGGAAAAUCUGGAUUGCUGCAGGCAUGCCGUGCUGGGCCUCGAGCUGGCCGGGGCUGGGGCCUCACGUCCCAUCCGCUGCCAAUGUCCAGCAUCACGUGGUCUUCAUAUACCAAGCCAGAAAGUCGCGUGGAGAACAAAAUGCCCCCUCAGCGCCUCCCAGGAAGUGGGUGUGUGGAGAUGAGGGAGGCAGGCAGCCCUGGUAUAGCUGGGGGUUUGGUUUCUUCAACAGAGUGUGUGUGUGUGUGUGAAUAUCCUAGGUUGCUCUCACUCACACUUCCUGGCCUUGCACCACUGGCUUAG
Rangifer tarandus platyrhynchus (Svalbard reindeer) is the source of this 378-nucleotide messenger RNA. NCBI's taxonomy places the organism in Eukaryota, Metazoa, Chordata, Mammalia, Artiodactyla, Cervidae. The record is from the annotation of a GenBank genome assembly.